Messenger RNA from Anneissia japonica, 1946 nucleotides. RefSeq names its product serine/threonine kinase-like domain-containing protein STKLD1. The record is from RefSeq and is a predicted model, not a curated record. Gene Ontology annotation, molecular function: protein binding; protein serine/threonine kinase activity; ATP binding. NCBI's taxonomy places the organism in Eukaryota, Metazoa, Echinodermata, Crinoidea, Comatulida, Comatulidae. Bases 53 to 1822 code for a protein of 589 amino acids. Gene Ontology annotation, biological process: protein phosphorylation. The transcript has 20 exons.
UGAAACGCAUGCGCCGAAUAGAAAGUUUGUGGUUGCCUAAGUGCCGACAAAGAUGGAGAACUAUAAGUUGUUACAACGUAUGGGAAAAGGAGCACAAGGCUCUGUGUUUUUGGUUGAAGACCGACGAGACCAGGCGAAGUACGUACUGAAGAAGGUAGAAUGCUCAGAUGAAGGUGAGGCCAACAAAGCAUUCAAAGAGGCGAUGGCGCUACAGGAACUGCAGCAUCCUUAUGUCUGCGGUUAUAAGGAGUUCUUUGUCACUUGGGAUAAAGAGGAAGCAACUAUGUACGUAUGUAUUGUGAUGGACUACUACAAAAUGGGUGAUCUUGAUCGAGUCUUAAAGCAGAAGAGGACAAAGGGAGAGAAAGUUGAUGAGUUGAUUUUAAAGAAAUGGUUUGGCCAAAUGCUAGAAGCUUUGGUCUUUGUACACAAAAAGAAAGUUAUUCAUCGAGACUUGAAGCCUAGCAAUAUCUUCAUCACCUCAGACUUGAAUAUUUCCGUAGGUGACUUUGGAGUUGCUACAGUGAUGGGUGAUGCCAGGACCAGUGCCAGGACUACUAAACAUGCAUUAAAAGACAUUGAGAAGGAGUACUCAGUAGAUAUCUGCCACUUGAUACGGACGAUGUUGAGGAGGAACUUCCAGCAGAGACCUACAGCUAUAGAGCUUGUUGAGAUUCCAUUUGUUAAGAACUGCUUGGCAUUGAGUGGCUCAGAAUUAGCUGGAAAAAAGAAAGAAAAACAGAAAAACUCAAAAUCACCAGACAAAGGUGCAAGUGUGGCUGACACCAUUAAAUUCAUGAAAGAAAAUAAAGACAAUGGAAUUAGUGUAGCAAAUGCAUUGAGACAUCUAAAUACAUUGAAUAAACCUCAGCUAGAUGAGAGCAGUAGACAACUAGUUGUAAAGAGCAUGAAAGAGAAUAUGUCGGAGGUGGACGUCCAAACAGAAGCCUGUAAACUUAUAUUAACAUUAGCUGCAGCAUCUGAUAUUGAAGAAGAUACAGAAGAUUUCCUAUUUUCCUCUGAAGUUAUAGCCACUGUCAGCCUUGUUAUGCAGUCCCAUGCCAGCUCAAGAGAAUUACAAGGUGCUGCCUGUUUACUCUUGAAAACCUUAGCCCUAAGCGAGGAUGCUGCCGGAAAGAUAGGUUUAGGAGGCGGCAUACAAGACAUUUUAUCGGCAAUGAGAUCAUUCCCUGGUGAUGCAACUAUUGCAGCCAACUGUGCAAGCGCUCUCUCAUGUCUGACAAUAAAUGACAAAAACAUAGAGAUAAUGCGAGAGGAAAAGGGAGUAAUGGAUUUAAUGAAUGUGAUGCGAGAACACGGCUCAUCCGCCUCUGUCAUUGAUUUUGCCUGCUCUGCUUUAUGGGGACUUUCAUUAGAAGAUGAGAAUGUAGAGAUGAUGACAGAUGCCGGUGCAACUGAUCUUCUACUGGAUGCUCUUAAGACUCACCAGAAGAAUGCGGAUGUUGCAAAGAAUGCAUGCAUGGCAUUGGCAAGUUUAGUUGGUGAAUCCGAGGCGUGUGCAUACAGUAUUCUCAAUUCAAGUGAGGGUGGUAUGGAAACCGUCUGCAACGCAUACCGCAGCCAUAAGGACAACCCAGAUGUGGUGGAGAAUGUUGCUUGUUUCUUUAUGGAACUUUCAGAAAUUGAUGAUAUGAUUGAUGGUUUGAAAAGUUGCAAAGUGGAUGAAAUUAUGAAGGAAGCUAGAGUAAAGCACGCUUCAAAUGAGGAAAUCAUGGGCUAUGUUCAGUCAGUACUAGCUAAACUUGGAGUUGGCAAGGCCCCAGCUUCAAGACCGGUGUCUGCCAGAGUCAGGAACAAGUGAACAAGUACAAUGGAUGAAAUACCGCCCUCAAGGUGUUCCUGUUCCCAACUAUUCUUCCUCUUUCAUCUCAAUCAGCAUUAUCUUUUUUUCAUUAUUAUAAGUUCAUGAGACUCAAACCAUACAA